GAGAAAGAGCCUUCGGCAUACUACCUACUUCUUACACUCUUUUGAUAUCAUUACUUUGCUUGACCAGCCGGUCCAUCAGACACUAUGAAGCAGACGCUUCUUGCCCUCGGGGCUUUCUUUACAGCCGUCACGGCUAUCGCCCUUCCUCUUGACUCUUUGCAGUCGAACCCUCAUCUCACACCUCUGAAGCCUCGUCAGGGUUGUGAAAACACUCCGACUUCCCGUGAAUGCUGGGGAGAGUUUGGUCUCGAUACCAAUUACUACACCACCUGGCCCAACACCGGAAACACCAGGGAGUACUGGCUCUCUGUCCAGCAGGGAGACUGCUCCCCUGACGGCUACCUUCGAACAUGCAUGACCUUUAACGGCACUAUUCCUGGCCCCACGAUCUUUGCCGAUUGGGGUGAUGACCUUGUCAUCCAUGUCACCAAUAACAUGCUGGAGAACGGGACAGCCAUUCACUGGCAUGGUCUCCAUAUGAGGGAUAACUCUCUUAAUGAUGGCGUGCCUGGCGUUACUCAGUGUGGUAUCCGCCCUGGUGACACCCAGACCUACCGGUUCAAGGUCACCCAAUAUGGCUCGACUUGGUACCACUCUCAUUUCUCUCUGCAGUACGCUGAAGGUCUCUUUGGCGGCAUGAUCUUCAAUGGUCCGGCUACUGCAGACUAUGAGGUUGACCUUGGCAACUUGUUCCUCUCUGACUGGGGCCACACCGAGGCAUUCCAUCUCUGGAGUACUGUCGCCAAGGGCGGUAGGCCUCCCACGCUUGAAACAGGUCUCAUCAACGGCACCAACACCAUUACUCCUAACUGCAACCCUGCCACCGACGCUCGCUGCGUUGGACAGGGUGCAAAGCACGAGAUCAUUUUCAAGGAGAACACAACAUAUCUCAUCCGUCUCGUCAACCCAGCUGUUGACUCAGUGUUCGACUUCAGCAUUGAUCAGCAUGACCUGACUGUUAUCGCCCAAGAUCUUGUCCCAAUCAAGCCUUACACCACAGACUCGGUUCAGAUCUCCAUGGGUCAAAGAUAUGAUAUCGUCGUCACAGCCAAACCCAAGAACAAGACCGCCGACGGCAACUACUGGCUCCGCGCCGGACUCAUUGCAGGAUGCAGCGGUCCCAACCUCAACGCUGCAAGCAUCACCGGCAUUGUCCGCUACGACGAGGAUAGCACUGCACUCCCCUCCUCCACCAACCACAACACCAUUUCCACCAGCUGCCUCGGCGAACCUCUCGCCAGUCUCGAGCCCUACCUCGAACUGAACGUGACAAACAUGUUCAACACCACCCUCGAGAACCUGGGCACCAGGCCACAGGGCGUCGACGGCGCGGAGUGGUUCCAGUGGACGCUCAAUACCUCCUCCCUGCACCUCGACCCGUCCCACCCCACGCUGGAGCACGUCUUUAACAACGAAAGCAUCUUCCCCACCCCUUACAACGUGGUGGGUGUGCAGCCUUCCGGCACCGGUGAGCAACAGUGGCAGGUGCUCAUCAUCCAAGACCAAACUCAGAUUGGCGCCGCCCACCCAAUCCACCUCCACGGUCACGACUUCUGGGUACUGGCCGCAGUUCCCCAAGCAACCUUCAACGGCGACACCUCCGGUUUCAACACCGCCAACCCCUCCCGCCGCGACGUCGCCGUCCUCCCCGGGCGCGGCUACCUCGCUAUCGCGUUCGAGCUCGACAACCCCGGUGCUUGGCUGGUGCACUGUCACAUCGCCUGGCACGCCAGCCAGGGCUUGUCGCUGGAAUUUGUUGAGAGCCAGAGCAAGAUCAGGAGCGGACUGCUGCAGAGGGACAUCGAUGAGUUUGAGCGGACUUGCCAGAGGUGGACGGGCUGGCCGCCUGUUCACCCGCAGGAGGACUCUGGUAUCUAAGUGAGAUUUCAGGCUCCUAGGAGGUGGUAGUUUCUUUUGUACCUGCUGUACCUACAUGGGGGUUUCUUUGAAUUUUUGGGUCUUGGAUAACUGGUUGGUGGUUGCGCAUAGACGGGGUCUCGUUAUGGGGUUGUGUUAGUGUAUGAGAACACUCUCAAGGUAUUUCGUGCAGGGUAACAAACUGACAGGGAAAUGUACUUUUCGAUUGGGUUUGUCAUUGAAACAUUGGUUCAUGUGCACUAUGUGGG
Podospora pseudopauciseta is the source of this 2126-nucleotide messenger RNA. RefSeq lists its product as uncharacterized. NCBI's taxonomy places the organism in Eukaryota, Fungi, Ascomycota, Sordariomycetes, Sordariales, Podosporaceae. Gene Ontology annotation, molecular function: oxidoreductase activity; copper ion binding. The record is from RefSeq and is a predicted model, not a curated record. The coding region runs from base 85 to 1878 and encodes 597 amino acids. The transcript has 3 exons.